Molecule: messenger RNA, 1314 nt
Organism: Geodia barretti
Lineage: Eukaryota; Metazoa; Porifera; Demospongiae; Tetractinellida; Geodiidae
Source: the annotation of a GenBank genome assembly
AUGAAGCGGGUCUGGUCCGACGACUACAAGUAUGAAAAAUGGCUGGCCGUCGAGUUGGCCGUUUGUGAGGCAUGGUGCGAGGAGGGCGUGAUCCCCGCUGAGGACAUGGCCCGCCUUCGCGCCGCAGAGUACGACCCUCAGCGGAUGGACGAGAUCUUCCAGACCACUCGUCACGAUGUGACCGCCUUCAUCUCCUCCAUCACCGGCACUCUCGGGCCCGAGGGACGCUGGCUGCACUUGGGCCUCACUUCCAGCGAUAUGCUGGACACCGGUCUUGACCUGCAAUUGGUGGAGGCUGGCGGCCUGCUGAUGGAGGAAGUGGACAAGGCCAUCGCCGCGCUGGCUGAGCAGGCACUGCUCCACAAGGACACGCUGAUGAUGGGCCGCACCCACGGGGUGCACGCCGAGCCCAUGACCAUGGGUCUCAAGCUGGCCUUGUGGUGGGACGAGAUGAACCGCCAGCGGGAACGACUUGAGGCCGCGGUGGAGACGGUCCGGGUCGGCAAGAUCUCGGGCGCCGUCGGCACCCACGCCACCGUGCCUCCUGCAGUCGAAGAGCGCGUCUGCCAGCGCCUGGGCCUCAAGGUAGCGGGUAUCUCCAAUCAGGUCAUCCAGCGCGACCGCUACGCCCACUUCGUCACCACGUUGGCCCUCGUUGCUGCCUCGCUGGAGAAGUUCGCCACGGAGAUUCGGGGUCUGCAGCGCACCGAGAUUCAUGAGGUUGAAGAGCCCUUCGGACACGGCCAGACUGGUUCUUCCUCCAUGCCGCACAAGCGCAAUCCGGAGCUUGCCGAGCGCAUCUGCGGGCUGGCCCGGCUCAUCCGCGGCAACUCCGUUACUGCCCUCGAAAACGUUGCCCUGUGGGGAGAGCGCGACAUCAGCCAUUCGUCUGCGGAGCGCAUCAUCCUGCCCGACUCCUGCCUCGCCCUCGACUACAUCCUAAGCAUAUUCACCCGCAUCGUUGAGGGCCUUCGGGUGUUCCCCGACCGGAUGUACGCCAACAUCGAAAGCAGCAUGGGACUGAUUUUCAGCCAGCGAACGCUGCUGGAGUUGGUGGACAAGGGCCUGUCUCGUGAGGAUGCCUACAAGAUUGUGCAGGGCAAUGCCUCCCGUUGCUGGGAGGAAGGCCGCGAUUUUCGGGACCUCCUGAAAUCCGACAGCACGGUCGCAGCGUAUUUGUCGCGGGAAGAGUUGGAAGAGCUAUUCGACUAUGGGUACUACACCCGAUACGUAGACGAUACCUUCCGCCGGCUUGGGCUGCUGCCCCCUGUUCCUGCCGGUAAUCUGGUUCCGGAGCCAGCGACGGCCGACUGA